AUGCCAUUGUCAAAUGGGGUAUCUGAAGAACAAAAUGGUUGCCUAAGUCAUGUGCAGCUAUUAAUAGAAAAGCUUUCCGAUGGUGAAUUUCAACAAUUAAAAAUUCUAAUUAAUUUUUCUAAAAUAGUUUCUAAAGCUUGGAAAGUUCGUGCUACAGACAAUAUUCUUUGGAAGAAGCAUUGUACAUCCGCCGAUUUUCUUUCAGACAUUCCUAAAUCCUUUAAACAUAACACUUUAGCUACUGAUUACUAUUUCCAGCUUUACAGACAUAAUGUUUUGGUUGAACAGAAUUGGGAGAAUUUUCAUUUCACUCAAAAUGUUUUCCAAGCUCAUAAAGAAGGAAUCACAUGUAUAUCUGGUUCCGAAGAUUUGUUUUAUACCGGAUCUUUUGAUAAAUCUAUUAAAAUCUGGCAACUACCUAGUAAAAAACCUUUAUCUACUUUAGAUUAUCAUUCCGAAGCUGUUCAAUGUUUGGCUUUAGGUAAAUCAAUAUUAGUAUCUGGUAGCUGGGAUAAAACAAUAAUUGUAUACACUAUUGAUAAUAAUUAUUCAAUAAAAUAUAGAUUGCAUGGUCAUCUGGCUGGUAUAAUUUCUUUGACCAUGUUUCCAGAUGAAACUUUAUUAUUUUCUGGUUCAGUAGACAAAAUUAUACGUAUUUGGAAUUUACAAAACGGUGAAUGCUUGCACAGACUUGGUGGAAUUGGAGGAACAGUAGGUACUUUAUCACUGAUUCCCAAAAAUCCUUCUCCUUCUUCAAAUAACAUCAUUGAUCAUAAUGAAGAACAUAGUCAAUAUUAUUUAGUUUCUGGAUCAAAUGACAAUUCAAUUCUAGUUUGGGAUCUCUGUUAUGAUGAUGCUGACAAUGGCAAUGAUACUCAAAAACAAAAAUCAUCAUUGAUCAAAAAUAUAUCAAUUAAAAAACCUCGAAUAAUUAAAAGAUUAGAAGGUCAUACCAGAGCUAUCACUUGCUUGACAUGGUAUAAAGAUACUUUGGAACAACAAAUCGAAUCAUUUGAUCAAGAAAAUUCUUAUUUAGAAGACAACCAUCACAAUAAUUUAGUUCACAUCAAUACAUCAAAAUUUACAAGAUCCAGGUCAGCAUCACCAGGCGGUACCGAUGUUUCUGAAGCUGGUGAUUAUAUGGAUCUAGAUGAUUUGAACUUGACCAAUGAUACUAAUAAUAUUAUUGAUAGCAAUGAUAAUGAACCUCAAAUAGAUAAUGAUAAUUCAAUAGAAGAAAUAGGAACAUCAUCAUCAAAUAUAUUAAGAAAUAAUAAUGUUAAUAAUGAUCCAAAUGUUAUUGAAACAAUUAGAAUUAUUUCAUCAUCUGCCGAUUCUACUAUUCAUAUAUGGGAUUUUAACACAGGUCAAUUAAUUGGCAGUGCAAAAGAUCAUGAUGACAUAGUAUGGGAUCUUCAAUGUAAUUCAUCUAGACUCGUUUCUGUAUCUUCAGAUGGAUUUAUUAAAGUGCGAUCAUGGCAAAACCGCAAUGAUGAUAAUACUAACCCUUCAUCAUCAUCAUCAAACACAAAUAAUUCCAAUCGAAAAAGAAAUUAUCAUUUCACACAAUCUUAUGACCAUGAGAAAAUCCUUUUUGCUCCAGCUGCUGCGCUUGUUGAAGUUGAUUGCGGUAUCAAGUGCCUUUUAAUGACUCGCGAAUGGUUAAUUUGUGGAACGGAAGAUGGAAUUUUAAUUGCUUUAGAAUUUCAAUGGUUUGCAUAUAACAGGUCACCUGCUUAUGAUGUUCUUAAUGACAUUUUAACAACUUUAACAAAUAAUGGACCUAAUUCAGAUCAAUCAAGUUAUUCAAAUUCACCAACUGAUAGAGAGAUUACUGUGGAUGAUUGCAAUGAUCAAAAUGAAAAUGAUUUUGGAAAUUCAUUUCUUUGCAAAUUGUUACCAAUUCAGAUAGAUUGUGAACGUGGUGCUUUUAUAAUUGGCAAUCCAAAAACACCUUCUCUUCUGGUUGCUGAUUUUUCACAAUCAAGUGGUAUAUAUGAUGCUUUUGGAGAACCAAAAAUACAUUUGGAAACUAAUUUAGAUUAUAAAGAAACAAAUUUAGACACAGGUGCUCGUAUGGAAGAAGAAAAUAUAAUAAAUGUUAAUUCACCUGAUGACACCAUUAAUGGGGAGUAUGCAAAAGAACAAAACAUCCUUGAAUGUUUAGGACUAGAAUUAAAUUAUUAUGCUGAUGUUGCUGGAAAAGUUCCUUCUAAUCCAAUACCAAUAACAGAUAAUGAAGAAAUGGAUAUAGGAAAUGGAGAUGUAUCACCAGAAUGGGGUGCUGAACUUGUUUUUUCAGGUGCACAAUUAGCUUAUGGUCCUUGGGCAGAUCGUCAAAGAGCAUUUCUUCAAAAUUUUUUCUUUCCACCUUUAUACCGUAAUACUGAGCAUACAAAAAGAUUAAAAUUUGGUGACACUAGAUUACAUACUUCAUUAAAGAUUCAAAUUCAAUUUGAUUGCCCAUUCACUUUUAAAGUUCCAUUUAAAGAAAAUUCAAAGGAUUGGAAGUAUUCACAAAAUAAUAUAAUAUUUCAAGGUUUUAAUGGAUCAAGACCAUGUGGUUGGUUAGAAUUUAAAGUUGAUAAAAAUGCAAUAAUUAAUAUAACAUUGCCAAUGGUGUAUCCAAAGGAAGGGUAUUCUAAUAAGGUUAAAAUAUUGCUUGAGGAAAUUAAAGUGAAAACAAGUGUUAAUCGUCAUUCACAAUUGAUCUAUGCAAAACAAUGCAAGUGCAAUUUGCCAAGUCCUUUAGCUUGGAAUGAAGCACGCAUAUGGUCAUUUGAUAUUCAUUUUUUGGAUGCACAAAUAUUUCUAUUGAGAGAUUACAUAACACUUAUUCAAGAUUUAAUAAAGGAUUGGACAUCUGGUCCUUCACCUGAUCAAUUACAUUUUAUCCCAAUGAAAUAUCAACUAAAUCCUCAUUUCACUAAUUUUAGAUUGUACCUUUAUGUAAAUGAGAAUAAUAUUAUAGAUGAUCCAGCUGAUAUUGAUGAUAAUUCUUUUAUAAUUAUAGAAGGAUCACAAUUAGCAUCAAAUGUAGUAAUUCCUUUAUUACGAUAUAAUGAGUUAAUUACAAAAAUAAUUUUUGGUUUAGAGGUAACAAAGGCUACAACCACUACAUCACCUAAAGUAUCACAAACACUUGGUGCUUUUUUGUCAGAGGAUGCUAAAAAAUUUGGGCAAGUCAGAUUCUUUACAGUUGAAGGUUCCUACCAAUAUUAUAAUACUGUAGAUCCAAAUCAUGGAAAUGACGUUAGCUUAAAACUAUUUGGUUUUGUAAUUCGAUAUUUUUUAAUUCUUCAAGCAAAUUAUUUUGGAGCAUUUAUAAAUUUCAUGACAUUAGAUGAAUAUAAUGACUCAAAAAAGCAAAAAAAUCAUUUAGAAUAUAUAAAACCACUAGCAGACCCAUUCGAAGUUUAUAUGGCCAUUAUUAUUGAAAAUGGUACUUUAUAUCUUCCAGAGAAUUUAUAUGACGCUCAAAAGAAAUCGGUAAUACAAUUUCAUGAAUUACAACUUGAUUUAAGAAAUUUAGAUAUUUAUAUGGAUUUAAACAUAUAUGCUCAUCGAUUAUUUGGACCGUUACCAGAAACAGCAACAUAUGUUUGUAACUGGGAUAUAAACAUUGACACUAUAUCUGGACAAUUAAAACCAUCGUUUUUAAUAAGUGCUGGCUCAUUUGCAGAAUCAUUUGUUUAUCAUUAUAUUGAUGAUGAAAAUGCGCUGCCUGCCGAGUUUGCGGCUCCUUUGUAUCCAGAUGUGGUUUUUGUAGAUUUUAUCGUAAAAGAAAUUGAUGUCUCCAUUUGGUGUCGUGAUAGUAGAACCCAAAUACUUCUAGAGGAAGGUCUUAACGUUAAAUUUGAUGAUUUGGCAAAUGAAAAAUUCCUUCAAAGAACUGUCGUUAACCUGCCAGAUUUAGUAAUUAGAAGUUUGGCAAUGUCAUCAUCAUCGUCUUCUUCAUUAGCUGCUGCAGCUGCACAUGAUAUUAACAAAGAAACGGAAACUCAUCCUUGGGUAGAAGUUGCAAGUCUCGAGUGUGCUUUUGACGUGACUAUAUUUCGUACCACGUCCGGUUGGAAACAAAAACUUGAAAGUCAGCAGUCUUUCAUCAAAGAGCAGGAUAAAGAAACGCUUAGAGUACCAUUUCUUUAUGAAAACAGUCCUGAUAAUUAUGAAGAUCUAUUGGAGAAAAAUGGACGUCAUUUUGGUUCUUUAUAUGUUCCACCUAUGCCAAGUCCAUUAACAGAUGAAAAUGAUAUAGGUUCUUUGCUUUACAAUGAAAGUACCAAUUCAUCAAUGAUAGAUUUAUCUGAAAAUCAAAAUAGAAAUGAUAAACUAGCUUCUUUUAAGAAUUAUGGUUUUUUAGGUCAUGUAGGGGAUGAUGACGAUGAUUCAAAUGAUGGAAUGGACAGUGAUAGUUCAUCAAUAAAUGAUGACGAUAGUACAAGAAAUAAUGAAAUUGAAGCACAAAAUUCAGCAAGUGAUCUAAUCGAUGAUAAAUCUACACCAAUAAAACGAUCUAUUCCUUAUGGUAAUUAUCUUAGGAGGUUUAGGUUAACCUCAAAACAACCUCCUCCUUCUUCACUCACCAGUUCAUAUUUAAGACCUUCCCAAUUACUAUUUAUUCCAGCUAAGGAAACAGGGUUCAUAUCAAACGAUGAAAUUAUUGAUCACAAUUUCAAAAUUUCGUCAUUUUCAAGAAUUCUAAAUGAAAAUAACAAUAAAUAUGAUAAAUUUUUUAAUGAUGAUGAUGAUGAAAUUUUAAUAAAUGAAUCACAAUCAUCGCAAUUACAACCCAUGUCUCCUAUUACCACAACCACCAACGCGCAAAAGGCAACAGAAGAAAAAACAACUAUUGUUUUCGAAACUAUAAAACCAAUUAAAGUUCUUUUAACACCAAUUUUUUUAAAAAUUGUAGAGGAAUUUUUGGAAGAUGUUAAAGAUCAGAAUUGGGAUAUUGAAGCAAUGCUUGAUGUGAUGCAGAUGCAUUAUAUUGGUGAACUUACUCGUCUAUUUCCAUUUAAAUAUAAGACAAUUUCGUUCGCCAUCUCAAUUCCACAAGUUUAUCUACAAUUUAUUCAAGAUGUUCUUUUACCAGGCGAUUUGACUAACGCUAACGAUGAACAUCCAGGAAUUCGAACCAGAUAUGAUAUAAGUGACACGACCUUAUGUGCAAUGGCAGAAAUUAUUUUAGUUCAGACAUUGUUAACUGGCUUGGGAAAACCAAAACAAUCAUUAGAAAUUAUAGAGUCGAGAGCCAAUCUAGACUUUGAUUCUUUGAAACUUAAUGUGAUAUUUGUUGCUGAACCCAAUCGUUUCCGGAUAUUUGGAAUUCCUAAUUCAAUGUACCACUUCAAAAAUACAAGUUUCUCACCAACAAGCUCUUUAGGCAAUGAAACAGUUGUGUUGGAUCUUGUGUUGGAUCUUGUCUUGGAAAAAUUAAAGAUAAAAUGGAUAGGGUGUAUGCAACCAAACUAUUUUUCAUCUGAUCUUACGAAGUUAAGUGGCCUAUGUAUCAAACAAUCUCCAGAAAUUUUAAUUGGUGCAAUUUACUGGUGGUUAGUAUUUGCAGAAGAUUUGACCAAUCUAUUAGACAAGUUCAAAUCGCACAGAACGAAAAAAUUACAGUCUCUUAUUUAUGAGAUUGCAAGAUUUUCAGAUUCUGCCAGUGUUGAUAGUGAUCCAUUUUACCUGACAUGUACAUUAAGCACUUUUCGACUAGGAACAAAUAAUCUCAAGUGCGAUGAUGGAUGGAAAAUUUUAGGUCGUGUUAGACAUUGUAAAAGAAAUAUGCCUGAUAAGUUGGUAGAUCAAUUACAAAAUAGGUUGAAUUCUGGUAAUGAUAAUAAUUUUCAGUUCAUGACGGAUUCAUUAGAGAUGUUCAAAUACGUUACAGGCAUUUUUUCAAAAUGUAAACAUUGGAAAAUUGAGAAUUUAUCUGAAUGCCAAUUAUUUACCAAUCUCUACAAAGUGAUAGUAACUGAAAAUUCUGAUAAUAAUAAUCUUAUUAAUCAAAUCCAAAAAUUUCUAACCAGUUCAACAAAUCAAGCUAAAUUAAGAAUUGGCAAUAUUAAAUUAUCGAUUCUGGAAGGUGAACUCGAGAAUUAUAUUGAUAUUGGAUCUAUAAUGUUUUAUUUCCAAAGUUUAUAUCAUAAAGAUGUUACCACACCAUCACCACAGCCUCUUUCUGCUGAAAUGUUUGAUCAAGAAUCACCUCAUAAUUCAAAUAAUAAUUUGUUGUCCACCAGUUACUUGUAUAUUUUCUUUAGAUUCGAAGUGGAUUGCAUUCGUGUAGACGUGAAUCCUGAUAUGCUUGCAUUUGUAAAACAUUGGCUAAAGGUACAUAGAGUAUUUGCCUCAAAGUUUGAGACUUUAUCAAACAAGGGUAAACCGCCUAAUUUUGAAAAUAAUGCAACAAAAACAUCACCAUCAUCUAUAUCCAAAUACAAAUCUGCUACACCUGCUAAUACUGUCAGCAGUAAUAAUUUACAUGAGAUUAAAAUGGCAAAAGGAAAAGAAAAUAAAUCCAAAGAUACACGUCCAGAAACAUCAUCUACAUCGCUUGAUUUUAAAAAUUUGUUUACAAUACUCAAUUUAUCUAUGCACAAUACUAUCUCCUUUAAAACAAUCACAAUCACUGCCUCAGCACAAAAAUUAAUAGCUCAAACAAAAUUAUCAAAUAUUCAUCUGUCAGCUUGGUUGAAUAGUCCAUCUCAUGCACUUGACAAAAUUGAUGGAGAAAUUGAUUCGCUUAAUAAAAGUACGUCACAGUCUGGUUCAAAAGGAAGUAAUAGCCGUGUUUCAAAUAGUUUGAUUAUUUCGGCCAUUGGUGGUAUUGGUAAUAUUUCCAAUAACAUCUUUGAAAAAAAUUACUCAACCUCUACAGGCUACCACAAUACGUUGCUGUCCAUAGAACUUUCAGGUAUUAGCAUGAAUGUUGUACUGAGCUUGGCAACCUUUGGACGACCAAAAAGUAAAAUUGAUCUUGAACCACGUAAAGUCUUGAAUAUUCUAAUAACACUUCAAAAUAUUUCUUUUAAACUUCCACAAAGUCUUCUCAAACUUUAUAAUUUUGUUGAAGAAUGGAGAACUGAAAAUCUUCCAAGCUAUGACUUUCUAUAUAAAGGAGUUUUGGGUGAAUUGGAUGAGCAAAAGAAAAUGAUUUCAAAACAUCCCAAAAAUCAUGAAAACCAUGAAUCCCGUACUUUUGAAAAAAACAUGCUUACAAAAAACAUAUUGGAAAUUAAACUUCAAAUCCUCUUAAAAAAAUUUUCAAUUCAAACUCAUAUGUUACCAUCACUCAGAUUUCAAUACGAUGCAUCUGAUUUAUUACUUGUCUUGGAACAAAAUAAUUUUAUUCAUGGUGAUAGUAUAAUCAAUUAUUCAGGACAAUUAUCAAACCAAGAGAUUAGAUUCAUCACUAGGAAUAAGAACAAAGGCAAAUCAACAUCUGAAAAACCCAUUAAUGAAGAAAGGGAUGCCGAUCAUAAAAAAGCAGCAUUUACUAUACCGGAAAUUAAAGCAAUUGGUAAAUUGAAAACUUGCGAACCUCAAAAAUCAACAGCUCUCAAUAAAAAAGUUGGUUCUACUACUGCAGUUGCUGGUAUUACUUCUUCAAUUGACAAGAAAUAUUCAAAAUUAGAAUCAGCCAUCACUUUAGAUUUAGUCAAAUUGAGCCUGAAUGUAAAUAUUAUUGAUAAUUUGUUAACUGCUCAUUCACUUCUUGGUAGUGAGUUGAAUGAUGUAUUGGAUGUGUUUUUAUUUUCUUCUAAAAGACUUAAAGAGAAAUCUUCGAAAGUUAGUAGUAAUUUGUCAACAACAACAGAGUCAUCGUCAUCCACAAUCAACAUAUCAAGUAAUGAAAAAGAUUCUUUACAAUAUAAUUUCGAAAUAUCUUUACGAGGAUUGAAAAUAUCAGCAGCAAGUCCUACAGCUGUUGUGUUUUUUGAAACAAAUGUUCUAAACGGAUCAAUAAAAAAUGUGCCUGUUGGAGAUGGGUUAACAAAAGUGGAAUGGAAAUUUUCUGCUCAAAAUUUUUCUCUGUCACUUAAUCACAAUUCUGGUGCAAUUAGUAAAGUAAUAGCAGAUGAUGAUAUUCGUAAAUAUAGGAUUGCUUAUAUUUCAAUUGAUCUUACCUUACAAAACCAUAAACAGAAUGAACUAAAUACAAAAAAGAAUCAUAUAUUUGCACCAGAUGAUUCGUCUGAAAUCGUUGAAUCAUAUUUUUUGAAGUUGUUGAAAGUACACGCAGUAAUGCAACCAGUUGCUUUGGGUCGCCUUAUUGAUUUGUAUUUGUAUUACAGCGGCGAGUUGACACGAAGAAAAGAACUAAAAGAGUCAGAUAUAAAUAAAUUGGCGGAAAACACUCGUAAACUAUUACAAUCGCUCGAAGUUGAAAUGCCAAAAUAUAAAGCAACUAGCAAAUCUUUGUUAAAUGAGAAAGUCUUAUCACUUGAGGUCAAUAAAUUUGCAAUUGCACUUCCGCUUGAUCUGCACGAAGAGUUAAUGGCAACAGCAGUUGAAAACUCUAGUGAUGUUCCAACUAAAUCACAAGUUCCAGCAUUUCUUCUUACAGCAACAUCAAUGAAGUUUAUUACAAGAAAAUGGAAAACAAGUAAUGCAACAUUAAAUGAUCUUUGUAUUCAAUUUGUUUCAGAAUUUGAUCAAGGAAACGAAAACCUUUUCAAUUCUCGUGCCAAAAUGAACCGAAUUUAUAUUCCCGAAAUAUCAUGUGAAGUGCAAAUGAUUGGAAGCGUUGACAAGAAACAAAUUGGUGUUGAUUCACGUGUUGAAGGAUUUGAAGUAGAUGUUAGUGGCAACAUUGUUAAUUAUGUCAACAAGUUGGGUGAAAUCUAUGCAGAUAGUAAAGAAAGGUUAGAAACUUUUACUGCAGAAGCAAAUUUAAAUUUAGGGUCUCAAUCUAAAUCUGUCCAGGAGAUAAAAAAUGGAAAUCCAUCAUCAAUUAACAAUAAUUCAACAACACCAAAUGUAAUAAAUUUAAUAUUGUAUGCAAAGUUUAUUGCUAAAAGUGGAAUAAUAAAACUAUAUCCAAAAAAUUAUGUCAAAAAAAAUCAUUCAAGAAAUAAUACAUUUUCAAAGAAAGUCGCAAGAUCAUCACAUGAUUCACGUGGAAGUGCAGCUUCUCUUCCUCGAUUAAAUUUGGAUGGGAUUGGUGGUUAUUCACAAUCUAAUUUAGAUGAUAUUUCAAGAAAAGGUGAACAAGGUGUUGAUACAAUAAUUAUACCGGGGCUUAGUUUGAAUACAAUGUAUCAGGCUAUUAUUGGUCAAAUAGUUCAAAAGGCUAACGAUUCACCAAAGAAAAGAAUACAUAUAGAAUUGGUAAUACAUCCGAGCGAAAAUAUAUUAUACCCAUCACUAGUAUUAUUCUUCAAGGAUAUAAUAGACGGUUUAAAAAUUGGUGUACAACAUUCUAGUGACAAAAAAGCAAUUGCGAUACAAGAUAGCACCUUACCGAUACAAGGCUUGAACAUAACGUUUUAUUUUAGACUUUCUCAUACCACAUUUAAUCUUAGUUGCAAGCCUACUUCAAAAGUAUUUUGUUUACUGAAUUGGGAAGAAGGAACUUUUUUGAUAUCAUCUAAUACUGUUGAAGAAGGUCAAAGUAUAACAUGUAUUGGUAAAAUUAAGGGAGCCUCUGGAAAUAUUCGACACACCUUUUCACCUGAAGAUUGUGUUAGAGCUGAAACGAAAGAUAUUUCAUUUAGUGCAACUUUGAUGAGUAGACGAUCUGAAAAUAUUAAUGAUGAUUUUAUUUCGAUUAUUGUAGAAUUUCCUAGAAUUAUGGCCGAGUUGAACAUCAGACAUCUUCAAGACUUAAUGCUGCUCAAAACGAUAUGCGAUUUAGGUCAAGCAAUUGGCAAAGUUGAUUUUAAUUCUAAUAACAUCCAAAUGAGAACUAAAAAUAUACCAGGGAAAUUAAAAAAAUUCAUGAUAUCAACAGAUACUCUUGAUAUCAAUUGUGAAGGUCGUCUUGUAGGUACUGUAAAUAUGAGUGGAUUUAGUUUCCUAACACAAUUAGGAAUACCACCACAAUCAAUAGAUGAUGAACCUACCCCAGUUACAAAUCUGUUUUUUAGAACUGAACGUCUUCAAUCCUUGUUGGAAUAUGAGUAUCAAAAAAUACUAAUAUUAGAAAUAGAUCCUAUACAAUUUCAACUAACAGAUAAUUGGGAUAUCAAAUCUUUUGAAACUGCGAAUGUAUUGAUUCAUGCAGAUGUAAAGCUACAACAAAUUCAAGCUAUACUUGCAAUAAAAACAGUGCCUAUAUUUCUUCGUAUGGGCAAUAGACUUUUAGCAUUGGUUGAAGAAAAAAGAUUGGCAGCUGCCAACGUAAUAUCUGAUUUGGAACAAACCAAACAUCUUAAUCCCACAAAUAAUAAUAUUACACAAAUAACAAGUGUUGCUACUCCAGAGAAAUCAAUUAAUAAAGUAGCAACAAAAAAUAAACAACAACAACAAUUGACAUUCAAAGAUUUGUCCAUUGGAGGAUUAUCGAUUAAACCUACUGGAAAAAUUUCAAUUUUCAUAGAAAAAGCUCAUAUAACAAUAUAUCCGAAUCAUUUUCAUGAUUCUGGUUGUGUUCAAACAAGUUUUGAUAAACUUUCAGUGGAUAUGAAAAGAUCAAUAGACAAUGACGAAAGGAUUAAUAGAUUCCUUGAUAUGAAAAUUAAUGGCAUUGCUUUAUUAAAAAGUACAUGUAAAAAAUUAAAAAUUACAGAUGAAAAAGAAUUUUCAUUUCAAAAAUGGUUUGAGCAUGUUGAAGCAGCAUCCAACAAAAAUAUUUUUACUUUACCUAGUACACAUCUAACAAUGGAUACUAUACAAGGAAUAGAAAGUAAUGUUGUAGAUCACAAAUUUUCAGUAGAUUUUAGUGGAAAGGUUAACGUUGCUUUAAAUUUUGGACUAAUUAGAUAUUUACAGGAAUUGAAAGCACUAUACAAAGAACAAAUAAAGAAAAAUCAUGUUGGAGUUUAUGAUUUUCCUCGAUCACCAAUUAUAUCACCAGUAAAUACAUCAUCAUCAGACAACACCUUUACAAAUAUUGAUCAACAACAACUAUUAAUGCCAUCAUCAACAACUAAUGAUAAAUCAGAGAUUCAAUUCAAUCCUAUAAAACCUGUAAAAUUAGAGCCACAAUUAUUUAUUUUAGGUGAUGCAACGCCACCAUUAGAAUGGGUUGGUGUUCAACGAGCAAAAAUUCCAGGUUUGGUUCAUACCACUAUAACAAUGAAUUUAGAUGAGAUCAUAAAUCAAAUCACCAAUGAAUCUUUUAAAGCAGCACAAGCAUUACUAUAG
This is a messenger RNA of Entrophospora sp. SA101, 11313 nucleotides long. The record is from the annotation of a GenBank genome assembly. Lineage: Eukaryota; Fungi; Glomeromycota; Glomeromycetes; Entrophosporales; Entrophosporaceae.